Oncorhynchus tshawytscha (Chinook salmon) is the source of this 1727-nucleotide messenger RNA. RefSeq names its product upstream stimulatory factor 1. The transcript is spliced from 11 exons. The record is from RefSeq and is a predicted model, not a curated record. Lineage: Eukaryota; Metazoa; Chordata; Actinopteri; Salmoniformes; Salmonidae. Bases 219 to 1157 code for a protein of 312 amino acids. Gene Ontology annotation, molecular function: DNA-binding transcription factor activity, RNA polymerase II-specific; RNA polymerase II cis-regulatory region sequence-specific DNA binding; protein dimerization activity. Gene Ontology annotation, biological process: regulation of transcription by RNA polymerase II.
AAAUCUCCCAUGCUUUUCUAACGAAUUCUAGCGCGGAUUGGUUGUUUGCAAGCUAACUAGCACAUUUGCCUUGUUUACAUUGCUAACGAUAGAUAGCUAGCUAACCAUUUUCGAGCCCUGCCGUCCAGUGUUUGAGGUUUAGGUUUGAAUUUGAGUGAAACUGUGGCGGACAAAAUCGCCGCUGCUGUUUUUUUAAAGGCAUAGAGCAGCAAACCGAGAUGAAGGGGCAGCAGAAGAGCCCGGAUGACGACGGUGACGUGCCCAUAAUCGAUGAAGGUGAGCGCCAUAGAGAGUAUUCUAUGAUUUAUCAUAAUGGUGCUGUUGCCACAGCCGACGACCCAACUGCCAUCACCACCAUCCAGUCUGCAGCCACCUUCUCGUCUGAUCAACCAAUCAAGUACCUGUUCAAGACCGAAGGAGGCGGGUUGCCGGUAGGGGAGUUGUACCCUCCCUCAGGGCAGGUGACGUACCGGGUGAUCCAGGUGUCUGAUGGACAGGUGGACGGACAGACAGACGGUGCCUCUGCUGUUAGCGUGGUGACGGGCUUCCCCGCAACGACACAGACUGUCACACAGGCGGUGUUUUCCCAGUCUGAGGGACUGGAGGGGGAAGCCUCAGAGACUCACUACUACUACCCUGUCACUGAUGCCACACAGACUACCAUGGUUGAGAAUGUACAAGCGCCAGAAACACUGCUCACUCAGAGCACACCCACUGGUCAGCUAUAUGUGAUGAUGUCCCCACAGGACGUGUUGGGCGGAACAAACCAGAGCAAGUCAGAGCCUCCUCGUACAUCUAGAGAUGACAAGAGACGAGCCCAACACAAUGAAGUUGAGCGCCGACGCAGAGAUAAGAUAAACAACUGGAUCGUCCAGCUGUCCAAAACCAUCCCAGACUGCACCCUGGAUGCGACGAAGAAUGGGCAGGUGAGUUCCCAGAGUAAAGGAGGGAUCCUGUCCAAGGCUUGUGAUUACAUCCAGGAGCUGCGUCAGAGCAACGCCAGACUGGGGGAGGACCUGGAGAAUCUGGAGAGACUACGCAUGGACAACCAGUUGCUCAGACAAGAGGUUGAUGAUUGGAAAACCAAGAACCAGAUGAUGAGAAGCCAGCUGAGACAGAAUGGCAUUGUGGGAGCAGCAGGUGUAGAUCCACAGUGAAGGAGAAGUGACAAAGGUGCCUGUACGAGGGCUCUGUUUGAAUUGCCAGAAAAUACACCCUCCUUUCCUCACUUGAGGUAGUAACUGAUCUGUAUGGGAUUGGAGAGGUGAAACGUAGGGUCCCAAUGAUACCAACCCAGUCAUCUUAUAUCUGUAAUUUCAUCUAGGAUGGAUGUAUUUGGAAAACAUUCGAACAAGGUCUAGGAUGUUGUGGGCUGUUGGAAUAUGACAACAUUGGUCAGUGGAGGCGGUUGUAUGCAGAGGGUUGCUUCCAACAAAUCUGGACUGCACUCUUUUUGGAUGUCCUCCGUGAUGUUUUCUUCCUUGACAAUUGUAUGGACACCCCAUGAUCAUGGACAUUCAUCCUACCUAGAAAAACACUUAAGCUACACGGCAUAAUACUCAUGUCUGUGUUCUUUAUCACCUUUGAAAUCAAAUGUAUUUUGUGUCCCCUCAAACAACUUGCCCAUAUAUGGGUAUUUCUACGCUCUUGCCACACAUUAUUUGAAAGAAAAAAUGUGAUGCCUUUUAUGUUUGAAAUAAAAUAUUUUAUGAAAAGGCUUAUUUAAA